CGCCAGGGAGAAGGGGGGAACGAGAAGGCAGGAGAAGAGGUCCAGGGGAGGCGGCAUAGGCGGAGACGGCGACCAAGGCAGAGGUGGAGACGUUCCACUUGCCCCGAUUCCCGCCCUAGGGAGCCAUGGAGCUCUAUCUGAGCGCCUGCUCCAAGGCGGCCGAUGCCGCUGCCAAUAAGACGGCCGCCAGCCACAUGGUGGCGGAAACUGAGCAGUGCGGCGAGGGCACCCACAAAAUGCAGUUUCCAGGAGUAGGGGCUGCUCAACUGCUGGACCUGCCUCUUGGCGUCAAGCUGCCUUUGAUCCCAGGAAGUAAUACUUUAUUCUACACCACAAAUUUAAGUGAGAAGGUAAGAAAGACCAGAAUUCGAGUCCUACUGCAGAUACUUACUAGCUUCAGGACCCUGGACCAGUUACUCUCUGAACCUGAGUUUGCUAAUUUGUGAAAUGGAGAUAGUAAUAGCUUCUCCUGUUCAGGGUUGUUGUGGGAUUCAAAUGAG
Molecule: messenger RNA, 500 nt
Organism: Gracilinanus agilis (Agile Gracile Mouse Opossum)
Lineage: Eukaryota; Metazoa; Chordata; Mammalia; Didelphimorphia; Didelphidae
Product: fibrous sheath-interacting protein 2-like
Exons: 3
Coding region: 126-446 (106 amino acids)
Source: RefSeq, a predicted model, not a curated record